This is a messenger RNA of Effrenium voratum, 1143 nucleotides long. Lineage: Eukaryota; Dinophyceae; Suessiales; Symbiodiniaceae. The record is from the annotation of a GenBank genome assembly.
AUGACCCCCAAGCAGAUGAGAAAGUCACUGAAGGUCAAUGUGAUCAAGAAGCGGCUUCCAGAGAGGAAGCUGGAGGAUGCUUACCAGCUCUUGGAGCAGCUGGGGGCUGGAAACUUUGGCAGCGUGAGAAAAGCGGCCGAUCUCCAAAGCGAGGCCUUCGUUGCAGUGAAGUCGGGCUACUCCCUGGAGCAUGAGUCAGCCACGCUGAAGAAGAUGGACCACCCGAACAUCGUCAAGCAUGUUGAUUUCUUCUACGAAAACAGGACGACUUGCCAUUUGGUGCUGGAGUUGUGCCCUGGUCGGUGGCUGGUUGGCAUGGAGGAGAGGCAUGCCAGAUUUUAUAUGGCUGGAGCAGUCUUGGCAGUAGGAUAUAUGCACAGCAAGUGUAUCAUUCAUCGUGACUUGAAGCCGCCAAACAUAUUGGUGAAUGCGGAAGGAUGGCCAAAGCUGUCGGACUUCGGAUCUUCAGCGCUGCUUGUUGGCGGUGUGGCCUACGGCCCGGCGGGCGAUGCGCUCUACAGCGCGCCAGAGUUGCUGGCAGCACGUACCAGCCGCACUGCGCCGUAUUCUUGCGGCGUCGACUUCUGGGCCCUGGGCAUCGUGUUGUUUCAGUCACUGAGUGGCUAUUUACCCUUCAACGGUCAGACUGUUGGCGAAGUCAUUCGGCAGGUCCAGGAAAGUAUCCAGGCCGUUCGAUUUCCGAAGACGGUUCAAGGUGGAGCCGGAGAUAUGGUGAUGGGCCUGUGCACGAAGGAGCCAUCCAAGCGCUUAGGGUGCCCCGAGAUCAAACAGCAUUCCUGGUACCGCGGGUUCGAUUGGCCAGCGUUUCAGGCCAAAACCAUGCAGCCGCCGCCUUACAAGCUGAGGGAGGACAAGGACUUGUGCAAUUGCGAGACACCAAGCAGUAGCAGGUCGACGGACCUGCCACCAUCCCCGGAGGCCAAGAGCGGCGAUGUGGGAGGCGCCAAAGUGACGGAAGACGCCAAAGUGCGCGAAGGUCGGACACUGCGCUGCCAAGCUGCCGUCGAGGGUCACAAGCUGCCCAGCGAGAGGGCCACGCAGUAUGCGGAGGAGGCCGAGGCGGAUAUCUUUACCGAGUUCUUCAACCGCAUGUUCAGCUGCUGUACGCAGAGAACGAAGUGA